Molecule: messenger RNA, 402 nt
Organism: Colletotrichum gloeosporioides
Lineage: Eukaryota; Fungi; Ascomycota; Sordariomycetes; Glomerellales; Glomerellaceae
Exons: 4
Coding region: 1-402 (133 amino acids)
Biological process (GO): proton transmembrane transport
Cellular component (GO): vacuolar proton-transporting V-type ATPase complex
Molecular function (GO): proton-transporting ATPase activity, rotational mechanism
Source: RefSeq, a predicted model, not a curated record
AUGGUGAGCGCGACAGCCGCCGCGGACGUCAUUCCUUCGGAGGACAGCGUGCUAAUGUACUCGCAGUCGGCCCAAAAUUCAGCGGGUAUCCAGACCCUCCUCGACGCUGAGCGGGAGGCUUCCAAGAUUGUCCAGAAAGUCCGAACCAAGCGAGUGAAGGAAGCUCGCGACGAGGCUAAGAAGGAGAUUGAAGCUUAUCGCAACUCCAAGGAGGACGAGUUCAAGAAGUUUGAGUCUGAGCAUACCCAGGGCAACAAACAGGCCGAGGACGAGGCGAACAAGGAGGCCGAGGGCAAGAUCAAGGAGAUCAAGGAUGCUGGAAAGAAGAGCCAGGAUAAGGUCGUUGCCGAUCUCCUGAAAGCUGUUUUUGAAGUCAAACCUGUCCCUCCAAGCGCCGCAUGA